Molecule: messenger RNA, 698 nt
Organism: Boleophthalmus pectinirostris (great blue-spotted mudskipper)
Lineage: Eukaryota; Metazoa; Chordata; Actinopteri; Gobiiformes; Gobiidae
Gene: rps7
Product: ribosomal protein S7
Exons: 7
Coding region: 85-669 (194 amino acids)
Biological process (GO): ribosomal small subunit biogenesis; translation; rRNA processing
Cellular component (GO): cytosolic small ribosomal subunit; small-subunit processome; 90S preribosome
Molecular function (GO): structural constituent of ribosome
Source: RefSeq, a predicted model, not a curated record
CCAGGCCUCCCGCGCUGUGAUUACCGCAACUCUCGCGAUGUUCCGGUCUCUUCCUUGGCCGUCGUUGACAGAGAGACAAAGGCCAUGUUCAGUACAAGCGCCAAGAUUGUGAAGCCGAAUGGCGAGAAGCCGGACGAGUUUGAGUCUGGGAUUUCUCAGGCUCUGCUCGAGCUGGAGAUGAACUCCGACCUCAAGGCUCAACUGAGGGAGCUGAACAUCACCGCCGCAAAGGAGAUUGAAGUUGGCGGGAGCAGGAAAGCCAUCAUCAUCUUCGUUCCGGUGCCGCAGCUCAAGUCGUUCCAGAAGAUCCAGGUGCGUCUGGUCCGAGAGCUGGAGAAGAAGUUCAGCGGGAAACACGUGGUCUUCAUCGCUCAGAGGAGAAUUCUGCCCAAGCCCACGAGGAAAAGCCGCACGAAGAACAAGCAGAAGCGUCCCAGGAGUCGUACCCUGACGGCCGUGCACGACGCCAUCCUGGAGGACCUGGUGUUUCCCAGCGAGAUCGUGGGCAAAAGGAUCAGAGUGAAGCUCGACAGCAGCCGCCUCAUUAAAGUGCAUCUGGACAAGGCUCAGCAGAACAACGUGGAACACAAAGUGGAGACGUUCUCUGGCGUCUACAAGAAGCUCACAGGGAAAGACGUCGUGUUCGAGUUCCCCGAGUUCCAGCUGUAAAUGACAAACCAAUAAAUUUGUGUACUGUU